Messenger RNA from Penicillium atrosanguineum, 183 nucleotides. RefSeq lists its product as uncharacterized. NCBI's taxonomy places the organism in Eukaryota, Fungi, Ascomycota, Eurotiomycetes, Eurotiales, Aspergillaceae. The record is from RefSeq and is a predicted model, not a curated record. The transcript has a single exon. Bases 1 to 183 code for a protein of 60 amino acids.
AUGGAUCCGGGGAAUCAGGCCUCGUGGCUGACUUUAGUAGGUCUGAAUCGGGUCAUCUUCUGGGAGGGCUCGUUCGGCGUCGGCGAGAUCCCUGCUGUCGGCUUGGUGCACGCUUGGUGCACACUGGGCCGCACUCGGGUUCUGACUCGGGAUGCCAAGUCUACCAAGACUAUGGAAAUAUAG